CACAGCUAUGGCCGCGUCUAUAGGAUGGGCCCCGAAGUUUGCCCUAAUAGUCACCUGGAAGAACAUGACAUUCGCUAACCGUAGACGGGAACGGGAGCUCAAGACAAACACAUACCAAAUGGUUUUAGCCACCGAUGAGAUGGUGACAUUUGUGAUGUUUAACUACGAGUACAUAUCGUGGAUAACACACCUGGACAACUAUGCCGGCCUUAACGGACCGCCAGCUUUU
Molecule: messenger RNA, 229 nt
Organism: Oppiella nova
Lineage: Eukaryota; Metazoa; Arthropoda; Arachnida; Sarcoptiformes; Oppiidae
Source: the annotation of a GenBank genome assembly